Molecule: messenger RNA, 1275 nt
Organism: Cloeon dipterum
Lineage: Eukaryota; Metazoa; Arthropoda; Insecta; Ephemeroptera; Baetidae
Exons: 2
Coding region: 132-830 (232 amino acids)
Source: RefSeq, a predicted model, not a curated record
UUUCUCUCGGCGACGGUGGCCCCUUCUCCGCACCGAGGUGUGUGUAUAAAAGACGGUGGCGGAGAAAGCUUCAGCAUCAGUCAACUCCGUCUCAGCCUUACCCUGCUGAGCUGAUCGUCCUGUGCUCAAACAUGCGAGUUUUUGUGGUAAUGGCGAGCCUUAUGGCUCUGGCUGCUGCCGAGCUCGGCUACAGCGGCAACGGCUUCAGCUCUAGCGGAGGCUACUCUUCCGGCGGCGGCGGCGGCGGCGGCGGCUACUCGUCCGGCGGCUUCAGCUCUUCCGGCUUCUCUGGUGGCGUGGACAGCUACGCGGCCCCUCUGCCCUCGUCCGGCAGCGGCCCGUACCCCAGCAACAGCUACGGCGCGCCGUCUCAGGCACCCGUGAUCCACAAGCACGUGUACGUCCACGUUCCUCCCCCAGAGCCAGAGUACAUCAAGCCCCCUAAGACCUACAACGUGCCGGCACCGCAGAAGCACUACAAGAUCGUGUUCAUCAAGGCCCCUGCUCCUCCCGCGCCCACCGCCCCAGUCAUCCCGGUCUUCCCUCAGGACGAGCAGAAGACCCUGAUCUACGUGUUGGUCAAGAAGCCCGAGGAGCAGCCCGACAUCGAGAUCCCGACGCCGGCACCGACCAAGCCGUCCAAGCCCGAGGUCUACUUCAUCCGUUACAAGACCCAGAAGGAGCAGCAGCAGUCCACCAAGUACGGUCCCCCGGCCGCCCCUCCCGCCUCCAGCUACGGAGCGCCGUCCGGCCCCUCCAUCCCCGACAACACCUACGGCGGCCCUCUGCCCAGCACUGGACCCUCCUCCAGCUACGGUCCCCCGCAGUAAGACGAUCGGCAGCCCCCUCUCGACCCCUUUCCGUCCCCCGUGGGCCGUCGAGCCCCCUUGUAAAUAUUCGACGCCCUUUCGCGGUAAGGGAACAGUGGGCGAGAGGACGAGCUAAAUUUCUAGUUGCAAAUCGACGCCAUCACCCUUUCAACUCGCAUCGAGCCGUACAGAAGAGCGGCGAGAUGCUAUUUUAGAGCUAAUCCUAUGUACUUCCAGCAGCAGCAGCAUUGUUUUUUGUAUCGAUGUAUUGUCAUACGCAUGAGAAUGUUGUAGUUCUUGAUGCUUUCAUGACUCCAUCCCAUUCAAUUUGCUCCGGCGUUUUACAAUGUUCCACAAAAGCGCCAAACGUGACUCGAUAUUAAAUAUAAGGACCCGUUUACAUGUGUACAUACUGAUGAGCUAUAUUGUAAAAACAGAAUAAAAGUGAACAUUUUUUAUAGAAAAA